CUGCAUAAUGACUUGAGAUAUUGCGAUGCGCGAUGGACGAUGCGUUGACUCGUUAAGAAGACUUGCCGAAUCACUAUCUAUCCAAGACAGAUCGAAAUUAAGCAACGGUGCGUCGUGCGGCGUGCGGCGUGCCUGGCCAGCUGACUCCAAGGCGCUCUCCGCCUCAAGCAUGGCGAUCGUUUACUUAAUCGGGCCAAGUGGCCGCAAAUUCAACGCAGCAACCAGGCAACGAUUUCCCAUAUCUUAGGCCGUCUACCAGUACAGAGUAGAAAAGUCAAUUACGCUGUACAAAACACGGAGG
This is a messenger RNA of Xylona heveae TC161, 301 nucleotides long. RefSeq lists its product as hypothetical. The record is from RefSeq and is a predicted model, not a curated record. NCBI's taxonomy places the organism in Eukaryota, Fungi, Ascomycota, Xylonomycetes, Xylonales, Xylonaceae. The transcript has a single exon. The coding region runs from base 26 to 247 and encodes 73 amino acids.